AUGGAUAUUUACGGGACGGCAGUCACAGCCGUACAGCAGAUUUACCAGGUUACUGUUUUCAUCCAAGGCGUUGUUUCUGACAUCAAAGCCUUCGAGCAGGACAAGUACAACGUCAAAUUAAAACUGGAAUUGCAACUGGCCUCAUUGCAGUUUUUCCAGCAACGAUUUCUGGACCCUCAACAUGGCCUGUUACUACCAGGUAACCUUCCGGAAAGGGUGCAAGAAGCAAUUAAGCAUUUGUUAGAGAAGAUGAAAAGUGUACUGGCCGAAUAUGAAGUCUUGCUGCAUCGAUAUGAUCUUUCGGGGGAAGAGAAUUCGCUAGGAGGGAUGGAUGUGAUCGAGGAGAAAGAGAAGAAAUCCUUUUUCGAAAAAGUGAAGACAAAGACAAAAUUGUUGAAACUGAAAGGGUAUGAUUGGUCUCUCUUUGACAAGGAGAAGAUUAUUGCGGUAGUCGAGGAAUACAAACAAUGGGCCGAUAGCCUGCGAGACAUGAUGCAGCAUUUUUCGCAGGAAGCUGUGUAUUCCUUGUCAGAUUCCAUGAGCAAAAUUAGUCUCAAAGGCACUGGCUUGGAACCUGUCGCUAAAAGACAGAAACUUGCGUCUUUGAAAGCGCCGGAUGACUACGAAUCUCUCAGCGGCGAACUUGAAGAGAAUGGCACAUCGACCGGCAGCUUUCAGCUAGCCCUUUGGAAGCACAAUAGAGAGGAACAACAAGUAAUUGUCGAGUAUCAUGAAUAUGACAGCCGCCUCAAGGUUGAAGACCUGGACUCGGAAGAAAUUGACGAAUUAAAAGCCCCUGUCCGAGAUCUAGCCUGGCUAUUGCAGAAUUCCACGUUCAGUGGAGAAGAGCAGACAGAUGAUUCAGACCAGCCUAUUAUAUAUGCACUUCAAUGUCUGGGCUUCGUUGACCAGGCUGAAAAUGGGCGCUCGGUCUUUAUCUAUGAGCUCCCCUUCGCAGCUGGCGAUAGCACUGCUGGCUUAAUCACACUUCACGAGCUUAUAAACAGGGUAGAUCCUGCUAGCAAAAGACUGUUAGGGAAGCCGAUUUUAGGGGAUCGAUUUAUUAUCGCUCACUGCUUAGCACUUACUCUGCUGAAUGUCCAUGGAUCACACUGGAUUCACAAGAAUGUCUGGAGCAGGGGUAUUCUUCUAUUUCAACGAAGCAGUGAUAACAGCAUAAAACCGUUCCGUCCAACGAGCAAUGAAGCAGGGGCAGCCGACUCAAAAAGAGGACAGACCCUGGCAUUUCUGGGGGACUGGGGAUACGCUAGACCGGAGCAGGGUGGCACGGAAAUGAAAAGCGACUUUGAAGUCGAACCCAACCUUUACCGACAUCCAGAGCGCCAGGGCAAGCCCACACGUCAGUUUAGUAGAAGUCAUGAUAUCUAUGCACUGGGCGUGGUUCUGCUGGAAAUUGGCCUCUGGAAGACUGUUUCCCAAUUCUUUGACAAAGUAAUCAAAGAUGCACAUAAGACUGGACGACUCCCAAAGGCCAAAGACGUCCGUAGUGCGUUUCUCGCCUUGGCUCAGCGAGAGCUUCCGAAGGAGGUGGGAGAGUCAUACACAUCGGCUGUCGUGGCAUGUCUGUCCAGUAAACUCAAAACUGACAGCAACAUGGAGCUCUCGCUUGACUUCAAGGAGCGUGUGGUUGAUGCUUUGGAAGUUGGUCGAAAACUAUAG
Talaromyces atroroseus is the source of this 1680-nucleotide messenger RNA. RefSeq lists its product as hypothetical. Lineage: Eukaryota; Fungi; Ascomycota; Eurotiomycetes; Eurotiales; Trichocomaceae. The coding region runs from base 1 to 1680 and encodes 559 amino acids. The record is from RefSeq and is a predicted model, not a curated record. The transcript has a single exon.